GUUCUCAAUCAGCGGUUCUGCUUGCUGCCUGUAUGGGGCCAUUCAAGGAAGCAUCGUCGGGAGUCUACGAAAUGAACGAUGACCCCUUGCCAAUGGUGAAAAACUUGGUGGAUUAUCUUUACACUCUUGACUACAACGAAAACCUGCGAACCCUAAAUCAAGAAUGCCCCUCGCCUAUUUCUGGACUCCAGGUUCAUGCUAGAAUGUUCGCGCUGGCAGAUAAAUAUGACAUCAAGGCACUGCAGGUGCUCUCAUCUGAGAAAUACUCAAACAUGCUCGAAAGCUCUUCCAUCGGUUCAGAAUUCCUAGGGUCUAUUCCAGAUGUUUAUACCCUGACACCACCGUCAGUAAAAGCUCUCAGAGAUAAGGUGGCCCGUUUUGCCAGAAUCAACCUUGAAAAUUAUCUCCAGGAUCCAUCUAGCCGAGAAGUCUACAAAAGAAUUGCGAUUGACGUGCCUGAUUUUCUACAAGACUUGCUUGACCUAUACAUAAUGAAUCCUUUGACAGGAUUUUGCUACCGCUGUAACCCCCUUUCAACCAUGCAAGCUUUACAGACCCCUUGUCAUAAAUGUGGUUUAUCAGGUAUCUGUUAUGACAGCGAGUAAAGCGUAUGUGCUGCGAUGUUAGUUCCAUGGGCUAUGCUCCGCUUAUCUCGAGAUCGUUUUCAUUGUUCCGUGCGUACGGCAGUCGACGGCGACUCACUUGGGGUUUGAGUUAUCAAGGUAUCAUUGAACGAGAAAUACGAUUUGCUUGUUGGGUGAAGUACUCGU
Aspergillus ochraceoroseus IBT 24754 is the source of this 770-nucleotide messenger RNA. RefSeq lists its product as uncharacterized. Bases 33 to 605 code for a protein of 190 amino acids. The record is from RefSeq and is a predicted model, not a curated record. Lineage: Eukaryota; Fungi; Ascomycota; Eurotiomycetes; Eurotiales; Aspergillaceae. The transcript is spliced from 2 exons.